AGCCACAGAGAAAGCCUGUGUGAGGUUAGCAUUUAAUUUCUCUCCUUGUGAGUCGACCAUACGUUUUUAAUCGUUUCUCAAGUUGUUUUCCUUUUCGUUUUAAGACGGUCGUAUUUGUCGUUCUAAGAGGUGAGUCUGCUGUCCCGGAAGCUUUGACCCCAAGCCACUUCACUAGUAAAGUGCAUUUGAACAUGCGUUGAGGUUCAGUUCCGUCGCACAUUCCUUCCCUUUUCCAUGGGUGCUGGAGCGCGAGCGUCCAGAUCCGUGCAGAAAUGGAAAACGGUAAUGAAGAACCCACGCCAGCACCAACCCACUCGGCUCAGCUGGACGUAGUCUCACAAGCGAAAAACGAAAACGACGUCUCGGAUGGAAAUGCAGUAGAUUUAAAGAAGCCAGGCGGGACCGGCACACUGAGCAUCCCUAAUGGUCACGUGAAAACCGGUCUAGAGCCCAAUGGAGAUGGUGUGGAGGAGGAGGGGGGUGAGGGAGUUGAGAAGGACAGCCCCCCGAGCGGCGCCCCGCCCCCCGCGCCCGUCCCUCAGAGCAGCAGCGGGCCUCCCGUCACCCCCCCGACCCAAGAAGCGACCGCAGGUGUGGCCGAUUUCCAUGACAGCCUAGAGAAGUCUAGCACAGAGGGCACUGUUCACAGGGGCGAGGCAUUGCAGUCCCUCAGACUAAGUAUACCUAUGCAGGAGACGGAAUUGUCUGUGCGAGAACCUUCCACGGAGAUGGAGAACGAGGAGAAGAUUCGUCUGGAGGCGCGGCGGCGACUGGAGGAGCAGCUUAAACAGUACCGAGUUCAGAGACACAAGGAGAGGUCACAUCACCGGUCCACACCGAAGAGUCGCCCCUCCAGCACUCUGGACCCGGAACUUAUGCUGCACCCUGAGGCACUUCCACGGGCCAGCGCCGUUGCCAUGACGAAAGAGUACUCCUUCCUGCGGACGAGCGUCCCCAGGGGUCCCAAACUGGGAAGUCUGGGAAUACCUCCGGCCAAAGAGAGGAAGUCCAAGUCGUCGCGUUCCAGCAAGAUCCAAACCUUGGCGGACCUGAAGACCGCGGAGGCCGAGGGCAAGACAGUGGAGGCGUCCGUCUCCGUUUCGGCCGACUCCUCUUUCGGGUCAGUGCAGUCCGUCAUGAGUUCCGUUUCCACUGUGUCGGAACUCAGCGUCACCACUGAGACCGACUCCCUGCAGGAGUCCUCUCUCCCAAUCAGGGACAACGUCUCUGAGGUGGACGGCAGUGAGUCGGGCCAUAGGCACGAUGGGAAUGACAGCGAUAGCUCGUCCUACAGCAGCGUGUCGGCCACGGGCACUUACAACAUGCUGUCGGCCGUGGUGAACCGACCGAAGGCUCCCUACACGGUGGAGGGGAGGGAGAUUGCUCCUGAAGCAGUGGGGCAGUUCCCCUCGCUGCAUGAGGUGCUCCAGGCCGCCAGCGAAGAGCAGCGGAUGGCGGACAUGGAGCAGGAGCAGGACGGAAGCAUAGAACCACGCAGUCGCAGGGAUAGUUUCUCCAGCAGUGUGUCGUUUGGAAGCUCCGUGCUGGGUACCCAUGAUGAAAUGCUACAGGUUCUGAAAGAGAAAAUGAGACUUGAAGGCCAACUGGAGUCCCUUUCCUCAGAAGCCAAUCAGGCUCUGAAGGAGAAGACUGAGCUCCAGGCCCAGUUGGCGGCAGUGAACGCCCAACUUCAGGCCCAGGCAGAGCAAGCCCAAGCCAGCCAGGAGAGACAGAGCGCCCUGACUACGGAGGUGACGUCACUGCGGACGAACUGCGCCCAGCUGGAACGCGCCAUGGUGGAACUCCAGAGCAACCUGGAGAGCAAAAACGCCAGUUUGACGUCACUGGGCAACGACCUGCAGGUGUCCGAAGAACAGUACCAGAGGCUCAUGGGAAAAGUGGAGGAGAUGCAGCAGGCUCUGCUUUCUAAGGAUAGCACGGUGACAGACCUCCGCCAACAGAUGGGCGGUCUUCAGAACCAGCUCCAGCAGGUCCAGUUGGAGCGGAACGCUCUGCAGAGCAGACUGAAGACUUCCCAGGCUGAAGUGGACUCCCUACAGCAGCUGAGACAGUGGUACCAGCAGCAGCUGGGUCUGGCUCAAGAGGCUCGGGUCAGGCUCCAAAGCGAAAUGGCCAACAUACAGGUUGGCCAGAUGACACAGAUUGGGGUUUUGGAGAACCUGAAGUUGGAGAACGUGUCGCUCUCUCACCAGCUGACAGAAACCAAACAUCGUUCCAUCAAAGAGAAAGAGCGCAUCGCUGUUCAGCUUCAGAGCAUUGAGGCCGACAUGUUGACGCAGGAGGCCGCUAUACAGCAGAUUCAGGACGCGAAGACGAUGGUGGAGGAAGAUCUGCAGCACAAACUGGAGGAGUUCGAGGAGGAGCGGGACCAUUUGCUCAAACUCGCCAACACGGCUGCUUCUCUGGAACGAGAGCUAGAGCAGGUGAAGCUGACCUUGUCCCAGAAGGACGCCCAGUUGGAGGCGUUCCAGCAGGAACACUUGGAGCUGAUGAAGCAGCUGACCAGCACUCAGGAGACCCUACAGACCAAAGAGCAGGCUCUCAACCAGCUUGAGGCGCGUUACCUCGAACUGGAGGCCCAGCUGGCUGAGCUUCAGGCCGAGGGGACGGCCAAAGAGGAGACUCUCCAGUACCUGCAGAACGAGAAGAUCGUCCUGGAGGUGGCGCUACAGGCGGCUCGGGCGGAGAAGAGCCAGCUGGACGAAGGGGCAGAGAGGCUCGGGGAGGAUGUUCUGGUAGCUUCCGACACGCUCGACCAGCUGAAACAGGAAGUGCAGGUCCAAGCCACACAGAUUGAAUCUUUACAACAAGAGAAUAACACUUUGAAGAAACAAGCUCAGAAACUUAAGGAACAGUUCAUGCAGCAAAAGGUAAUGGUUGAAGCCUACCGUCGAGACGCCAGCUCCAAAGACCAACUCAUCAGCGAGCUCAAAGCUUCCAAGAAACGUCUGGUGUCUGAGGUGAAAGAUCUCAAACAGGAGCUUCUGAAGACGGAGGGAGAGAAGAAAAGUGCAGAGCAGGAACAGGACAGACUCCAGAAGGAGGUGGAGAGAGUCCAACAUCAGAUUCAGAACUUGGAGGCCCACCUGCAGUCUGUGCAGGCUGAGAGAGACCAGCUUGACUCUCAGAUACAGUCUCUCCAGUUUGACCAGAGCCAGCUCGCCGCUGCCACAGAGGAGAAUGAGAACUUGCGCAAACGGGUGGAGCAGAUGCAAGAAGAAGCCAAGAAAGCAAUCACGGAUCAGAAAGUGAAGAUGAAGAGGCUGGGAUCAGAUUUGACCAGUGCUCAGAAAGAGAUGAAGGCCAAACACAAGGCCUAUGAGAACGCUGUGGGGAUCCUGAGCCGCCGGCUGCAGGAGGCCCUGGCUGAGAAAGAGACAGCAGAGGCAGAACUAGUCAAACUCAGAGCACAAGUCUCAGAGGGAGGCAACAACCAAGCUCUGCAGGCCAAAGUGGAGACCCUGCAGUCAGAGCUAGAGGCUGUGAAUCGCAGCAAAGCCAUGUUAGAGAAGGAGUUACAGGAGGUCAUCUCUCUCACCAGCACCGAACUGGAGGAGUACCAGGAGAAGGUCCUGGAACUGGAGGACGAGCUUCAGGAGUCCCGGUGUUUUAAGAAGAGGAUUCGACGUCUGGAAGACGCCAACAAGAAGCUGGCUCUUGAGCUGGAGCACGAGAAAGGGAAGCUUGCAGGCCUGGGGAAGUCCCACAGCGCAUUGCGGGAGCAUGCCAAUAUCCUCGAAGCUGCGUUGGCCAAGAGGGAGGCAGAUCUGGUCCAGCUGAAUCUCCAGGUCCAAGCGGUUCUGAAGCGUAAAGAGGAGGAGGACCAGCAGAUGAAGCACUUGGUUCAGACGUUACAGACGGCUCUAGAGAAAGAGAAAGCCAAAGUCAAAGAUCUGACAGAACAGGUGGCAGAGGCCAAACUGGAGGCUGGUCAUAACCGCAGACACUACAGGGCUGCCCUGCUGGAGCUGAGUGAGAUUAAGAAGGACCUGCAGGCCAAGGAGGAGCUGGUCAAAGCCCUGCAGAGUGAGGCGCGGACGCUGGCUUCUCAGGAUGAAAAACACUCUCAGGAGGUGUCGAGGUUUCAGGAGGAGCUCUCAGAGGCUCAUGCCCAGCUCCAGAUCCUGCAGAAACAGCUGGAUGCAGAACUCAACAAACAACCUCUCACCAACCAGGAGGUGGAGGACCUGAAGUGGCAGGUGGAGCAGAAGCAGAUGGAGCUGGAGACUCAGAAACAGCAGAUGGAGAUGGCGGAGCAGUGUAACCGCAGAGAGAUGGACAGCCUCCUGGACACGCUGCAGAGGAUUAAGGUGGAGCUGGAGAUGGUGCAGGAGGAGCUGAACGGCACGCGGAAAGAUAAGUUCAUGCUACAGGCUAAAGUGGGAGAGCUGAGGAACAGCAUGAAAACGGUCCUGCAGCAGAACCAGCAGCUUAAACUGGACCUCAAACAGAACCGGACCAGAAAGAGAAUGGAGCUGAAAGGAGAUUCAAACCCAGUCACACCAGUAAAGAUCCCAGACUGCCCAGUACCGGCCUCUCUAUUGGACGAGCUUCUGAAACCAGCAGCAUCGGUCAACAAAGAACCACUGAACAACCUGCACAACUGCCUUCGUCAGCUGAAGGAAGAGAUGGACAGCCUUCAGAAGCAAAUGGAAGAACACACUGUUACUGUGACAUCAUGGACCAAUCCAGAGGAGGAGCUUGCCAGGCUCGGUGUCCAUGACAACGGUUCCCGUCCAAAGGCCAAUCAGGAUGACAAUGACAUCACAAAGAAAGAGGCGGAGCCAUUGUGAUAUCCGGGAGAGAGGAUGAAGUGACUGUUACUGGGAGAACGUGCUUUUGUUCAUAUGGGCACUUUCUUUUAAAAUCCCUUCUUUUUAAUUCUUUUUUUUGUUGUUGUUUUUUUCCAUUUCUUGUAAGCGGCCAAUAUUUGGCCCUUCCUCAUCUAUACGAAGAAUGUUUGGGGUAAAACGUGUGGUUUGUGGGGUUUUUUUUUUUUUCCCUCCCAAAUCACAGCUGUACUAGUUGUUUUUGUUUGUUUAAAAUUAUUUAUGGUUUGAACAAACUAUUCACAGUAUAUUAGAAAACAGGAAGAAGGGCAUUUGAUGUUUCUCCUGUUACUGUUUUUUUUUGUCUUAGCACAAUCAACAAAACACAGCUAAGCUUUUUUUUUUAUAAUCACUAGGUUGUCUGAAGAAUUUUUCACAAAGUUUGUGAAACGUACAUUUGUGAUGUUUAUGUUCAGCAGAGAUUUUCAUUCUUUCCUCCCCCCCCCCCCCUCUUUCUUUGUAGAUUUUCCUCCCUUUCAAGAUAAGUAAGAGCUAUGUGAUAACCUGGCUGCUUGAAUAUCACAGGUCUUUACCUGGAGUCGUUAUUAAAACUCAUGCCCAGUUUGUCAGUUCUGACACAACUGUUUUGAUCUGUUCUUCCACUUCUCCGUGCCUAUGAAUGAGUGGUUCCACUCAUUCCUCUUUCUUUUCUUCCUCCUCCUCUUCCAUCCAAGCCAAUGAUCGUCAGACUUCACCGGCUGCUACAGACUAGGCGGCAACGUGGUUAACCAUCUCUCUGCUGUGUGUCAUGUAGCCUGUGUGACUGUUAUCUCUGUGGCAACCAUUGUCUAGGUUUGGUUGCUGCGGCGAUGCAGCGGAACUCCUUCCCUAUACCACAAAUAAUCCAUAAUAAUACAGUUUUGAGCGUCUCAGUGUUUUUUGCCAAUACUGGAUCACCGGACUAAAAGACCUUCAACAUGAGGUCUUGGCUCUUCUUAAUACUGUAGUAGAUUCUGUUUGGCCCAGCCCCUCUCCUCUCCUCUCCUCUCCUCCCCUCCCCUCCCCUCCCCAGUCUGACUUGGACUGUACUAGCGAUGACUGAUUGGACUUUGGAAGCACUUUCCAUUGUGAUGGGGGGGGGGCUUUUGAUUACUGUUAAAGAAAUGCAUUGCUUGAAUGAACUUGUUAAUAUUUCUAUUGAAAGAGUGUGGUGGAUAUGCAACAUAGGUUUGUGAAACUGACUCUGUUUUGAAAGAAUCUGCAUUGUUGAGUGUAAUAUAUAUAAAAAUGAUAAAUAUUACCAUGUGUAUAUGAAAGAUAUUGACUGAUAUUGCACAACUGAUGAAAGAAGACUAAACCAACUUGCUGGGAAAAGAGGUGUAUAAAAUGUCUUUCUGCUCAAUGUUUUUAGUUUCUUUUCUUGAGGGUGGUAAGUGCUGAGAGAUCUGUGUCUCCUCCUCAUUGUUACUUUUGGUUUUUGUAUUUCUGCACUUUUUUUGUUUUGUUCAUCAUCCAAAGCUGUCAUGAUUAACUGUCUUUCCACCAUAGCCUUAUUCUAAGGGUCUGACACAAAUCUUGGCAUAUGUAAUAUAUUUAAAGAGUAACAAACCCUUUCGCUGUCUUUUGAUGUGUAUAAUCUGUCAAGUUAUUUAACUGCGUGGCAAGAUUGAAUGAAAGAAUUUCCGACGUGUGUGUGUGUGCGCGUAAAGCAGGCUUUAAAUCACUCUAAGAAUGCCAUCAUAUCCUAAACCUGGACACAUCUGUCGCUGUCUUGGGACAAGUUUUUGUUUUAACUACUGCAGGGGAUGUAUGUUGUUGGAGAGUCAAAGCUUUAUCUGCUAACUAACGUCUGUUUUAACCUACUCUAAACCAACCAUUGUUCUUUACAUCAAAGGGAAAAUACAACAUAGAGACAUGCCAUGUAUCAUCCUUUCUUGGCAGUGAAGUGACAUGUCAGUCAGUAUAAGCAAACACUUUUGUCUGGUCGUUCUCUGUUUGGACUACUGACUAUUGCUGACACAACAGAGAACUUGUAUGACUGCAUUUUUUUUAUUCAAAAGGGGCAAAAUAUGACUGCUAAUCAAGUGACUGUACUUGUAUUUUGAAACCUAUUUGUUGUAUUAAUCCCAUAAAGAAUUAAUGCCAUGUAGUUAUUCUGUUUCAGUUUCUUUAAAGACAUUUUUAAAAUGGUUCAGAUGAAGUAUGUACUCUUGGUUAAAUUGCGUUCAAAAUAUGAUUAAGAAAUGCGUUUUCUUUUGUCUUUAUCAGGCUUCUCAGCCUACAGAUUGUUCGUCACGCCAUGUAGUUUAAUGCGUAUCGUUUGGAUUGUAAUUAUCAGAGAAGACCAAUACGUUUCGCCGGACAUACCUACGGAACUGUUCACUGAAUUAAUCGAAUUUAAUGCAGGGAAGUUAAUGGAAUGUUGUCAGGUGAUGUCAUAAC
Molecule: messenger RNA, 7232 nt
Organism: Chanos chanos (milkfish)
Lineage: Eukaryota; Metazoa; Chordata; Actinopteri; Gonorynchiformes; Chanidae
Gene: golga3
Product: golgin A3
Exons: 24
Coding region: 273-4814 (1513 amino acids)
Source: RefSeq, a predicted model, not a curated record